Messenger RNA from Trichosurus vulpecula (common brushtail), 2392 nucleotides. RefSeq names its product RAB12, member RAS oncogene family (gene RAB12). Gene Ontology annotation, cellular component: endosome; trans-Golgi network transport vesicle; synaptic vesicle. The record is from RefSeq and is a predicted model, not a curated record. Lineage: Eukaryota; Metazoa; Chordata; Mammalia; Diprotodontia; Phalangeridae. Gene Ontology annotation, biological process: protein localization to plasma membrane; Rab protein signal transduction; cellular response to insulin stimulus. The transcript is spliced from 7 exons. Bases 1 to 1236 code for a protein of 411 amino acids. Gene Ontology annotation, molecular function: GTP binding; GTPase activity.
AUGUCGUGGGCUUUUUUGGGAAUUCUGGAGUCAGGGUUGGUGCGCUCCUCCCCGCCCGGCCUCGGCUCGGUCCUCCCUGCCGCCAGGGGGCGCAGGCUGCUCGCUCUCGCCGACUCCCCGCCUGGGCCGGGCCCCUCCCGCCGGCUCCGGCGGCUCAGCGGCCCGCCCCCCGCGCCCCUCCCGCGGGCUCGUCCCCCUUCCUGCCCCUCCUCGUCCGGGAUGUUGCUGCCGCUGCUGCGGAAUAGCUGCUUCCCUUCUUCCUCUCCCGGCGGCGGCGGCGGCGACGCGGGCUCAGGGAGCCGGCCGGUGGGGCAGCUGCUGCACGGAGCCCGCGGGGCGGCGGGGCCGGACGAGCCGGGGAACAACGAGCCGGGGGCCGAGCCCCAGCGGCGGCGGCGGGAGGAGGAGGCGGCGGGACCGGAGGCCGGGGGCCGGGCCCGAGGGGCGCCUCCUCCGGGGAGCGGGCCGCGGGCGGAGCGGGAGCCGUAUGUGUCCAUGGAUCGGGGGGCCGCGCUGCAGAGGCGAGGCGGAGGCCUGAGCGGGGGCGUCUCGGCCGCCGGCUCCCCGGCGCUGUCGGGCGGCCAGGCCCGCCGGAGGAAGCAGCCGCCCCGGCCGGCCGACUUCAAGCUUCAGGUCAUCAUCAUCGGCUCCCGGGGCGUGGGCAAGACCAGCCUGAUGGAGCGCUUCACCGACGACACCUUCUGCGAGGCCUGCAAGUCCACCGUGGGUGUUGAUUUUAAAAUCAAAACAGUAGAGUUAAGGGGAAAGAAAAUUAGAUUACAAAUCUGGGACACAGCAGGUCAGGAGAGAUUCAACAGCAUUACCUCAGCUUAUUACAGAAGUGCCAAGGGAAUCAUAUUAGUGUACGAUAUUACAAAGAAAGAGACAUUUGAUGAUCUACCGAAAUGGAUGAAAAUGAUUGAUAAGUACGCCUCAGAAGAUGCAGAACUUUUGUUAGUUGGGAAUAAGUUGGACUGUGAAACUGACAGAGAAAUCACUAGACAACAGGGUGAAAAGUUUGCACAACAGAUAACUGGGAUGAGAUUCUGUGAAGCAAGUGCCAAGGAUAACUUCAAUGUGGAUGAGAUAUUUCUAAAGCUUGUUGAUGAUAUUCUGAAAAAGAUGCCUCUGGAUGUUUUAAGAAAUGAAUUAUCCAACAGCAUCCUUUCCUUACAACCAGAACCAGAAAUACCACCAGAACUGCCUCCACCAAGACCACAUGUCCGUUGCUGUUGAUUUGCUCCUUAGGGACCUAGUACAAAAGAUUCUUGGGAAGGGGAAGAGUGUCUGUUCAACUCUGCACUACAAUCAUUUUGACAAUUUCAUGUCGCACUUUGUUAUCCAAGUCAGAGCUACACACUAACCUGUAAAUAUGCAAAUAUUUAAUCCUGUGUAGGAUUUAACUAUGUUACACAUUUCCCACACACACACACACAUUUGUAUAUUUCCUUCAUUAUCUCAGUGUUAUAAAUAUUGUGUAGGCACUGGGGAAUCUGCAGUACUCCUGAUACAAAGGAGUGGGAGAAAUGAAAUCUAUAAUACUUCAGAUAAAUGUUUUAAUAGUUCUUGUCAAUUAUAUUAAAAUGGCAGAAAUUAUUCUGGUAUGAAGAGAGUAUUUGGUGCUUUGCUAACUAUUUUAAAGAUAAAUUUGUAAAACUGAAGAAUUUUUUGAAUAAAGCUUCCAUAAGUCAUGGUUUGUUUGUUUUUUUCUUUAUUCAAAAGACUUUUUCAGCUGUAGCAUCUUUGUAGCAUUGGAGUGGUUCUGCAGCAAAGCAAAAAUCCAUUUGAUUUCCAUCCUUUAAAAAAUAUUUAUUAAUAGUAUGUUAAUAAUUAUAGCAUAUCACUAGAGUUAGAGAUAUUGGGCUUGACUUAGACCUAAGACAGCAAUAUUGCUGUCACAGUUUCUUAAUGAACAGACUGUACACUAUACUUUUAAGAACCACAGAGAUCAAGUAAAAGAGAUGUAUUUGAAACUAUUACAGAUGUUAAUAAUGCUGUUGUCCUAAGCAAAUCCUGUUUAAAGGAAUUUUUUGAAGAUACCUUUCCUAUAUAAAGGAACAUAUAUGUAUUUGCCUGAUAUCUUGAUCCUUUUUAAUGGUAAAACAAAAAACCCUUUUUUUAAAAAAAAAGUGAAGCUUAUGUUCUGUCCAGCAUAUACUGUAUUCUAUUUUUUGUUGGGGUGGAUGGAAGGGGAGGGGGGGAGUCUGAUAAUGAAUUUGUGAACUCUAUCUUUGGUAUAUCUUUUAUUAAGCUGCACUUUGUUUAGUUAAAGUAAAUAAGUAGUAACAUAUUUGAAUAACUUCGAGUGUCUUGAAUGUUGUGGCAUUGAAAAGCAUUGUGGUCUUUCUAAACUAAUGAAGUCCAAAUAAAAUUUUGUAUUUAUGAAUGACAA